CUUGAUACGUGCGUGUGUUAAAAGUGAUAUAAAAAGCAAUAUUAAUGUAGUGAUCAUGUUUAAAAUUAAAGGAUCCUUGAUUAGGCAAUAUGCCGUUGUUAUAACAGCAAAUCUAUGCGUCCUCUGCACCGGGCUCAGCAUCGCCUGGCCGUCUCCAGUCCUGGUCAAGCUGAGCAGGAACGACACCACCACCCUGCCGGGACCUGUCACCGAAUCUGAAGGUUCUUGGAUCGUCUCUGCAGGCUUCUUGACGGGAGGAUUAGCAAACUUCCUAGCAUGUUACCUCGUGGACCGCAUAGGUCGCAAGUACUGCGUCAUCAUCUGCUACGUGCCUCGCAUCAUCAUGUGUGUUGCCUUGACUUUCGCCUCCAAGCUCUGGAUGGUGUUACUGGGCAGGGCCUUGAGUGGACUGUGCGAUGCUAUCACAUUUACUGUGGUCCCUAUGUACGCUUCUGAAGUCGCUAGUAAAGAAGUGCGAGGUUCCCUAGGAACCUUUCUUCAAAUAUUCUCAUCCCUCGGGAUCUUGAUCAUGCUGUGCACUGGACCAUUCUUAGAGUACUUCACCUUGAACGUCAUGAUGCUGAUCUUUGCUGUCGUCACGUUGGUGCCGAUGUUUUUCUUGCCUGACAGCCCUUACUUCUUGUACUCUAAAGGUCGUACUGACGAAGCAUUAAAAGUCCUCCUUUCCCUUCGCGACACAGAAACUGCAGCCAAAGAGGAAUUGAAAGAGUACUCGCUAUCAGGAAAUGAAGAAAAAAUAACUGCGCGCGAGUUACUAAGGGAUAGGAUAUUUUUUAAAUCAGCCUGCAUUGGUAUUGUCUUCGGAGCUGGUUUACAGUUAGUUGGGUUUAACGCUGUUUCGUUUUAUUUGCAAACUGUAUUGGAAUCUACGCAGACGAGUGUUCGGCCAGAGAUAGCGUCAGGGGUGAUUGGGUCUAUUCAGCUGUUGGCAGCGUUCUCGGCGACGUUGGUGACUGAUCGGUUUGGGAGGAAGCCGAUUUUGGCUUCGACGCUCGUUGGACAAGCUGUGGGGAUGGUCGGACUUGGAGUAUUCUUCAAGCUGAAAGACGACGGUCCUGUCACCGGGUUCCUCAACUACGUGCCUCUAAUAUCAUUAAUCCUGGUGGUCUACUGCUUCAGUGCCGGCCUUGGCUCCCUAUCCUGGGGUCUUCUGGCGGAGCUCUUCGAGGGCCGGACCCGCGCCGUGGGCGUCACCAUCAGCAUGUUAACUUCUUUGGUCUUCAUCUUUUUAACAGUGAAAUACUUCGCUCUCGUGACAACUAUGAUUGGCGCACCAACAACCUACGGCAUCUUCAGCGUUAAUUGUGUGCUCAUGUGUCUGUUUGUGUGCUUCUGUGUGCCGGAGACAAAAGGGAAGACUAUUGCCGAGAUUCAGAUGGCUUUGGGAGCAAAACAGAGGAAUGAUAGUGAGAAGCAGGUAGAAAAGUUUUAGAAAAUUGGAGUCGAAUUUCAACCAUAG
This is a messenger RNA of Cydia amplana, 1480 nucleotides long. Its product is annotated as facilitated trehalose transporter Tret1-like. Gene Ontology annotation, cellular component: membrane. The transcript has 7 exons. Gene Ontology annotation, biological process: transmembrane transport. Lineage: Eukaryota; Metazoa; Arthropoda; Insecta; Lepidoptera; Tortricidae. Bases 56 to 1453 code for a protein of 465 amino acids. The record is from RefSeq and is a predicted model, not a curated record. Gene Ontology annotation, molecular function: transmembrane transporter activity.